AUGGGAAACAAAAACGUGCCCAGUGGCGGGGAGCUGGUAGUAAAAGUAAAAUUGUCUAACCAUGGUGAUAAAAGUAUUGAAAUUGCGGGGAAUGAUGGUGGCCGGGGAGGGCCGGGGGUUGUUAGGAAGCGGUCAUUACCGGAGAUUAUACCGGCGUUUGGCAUCAUAUUAAUGGCAUUGAGCGCCACCUCCUACUCGUUGGGCAGUCUUAUCAUUAAAUUGUUGCCGGAAUUGCAUUCAUUGGAAGUCCUAUUCUUUAGGUGCGUGGUUCAAUUCCUAUUCAACUUGGUAUACGCCCUGGUCAAGGGUCAAAGUUUAUGGGGUGUGGAGGGUCAUCGGGUCAGCCUAUUUAUGCGCGGGUUUUACGGCACCGUGUCAUCCAUGGGCUCAUUCAUGGCCUUUGCGUUGAUACCCCUGUCCGACGCCACGACCAUACAGUUCUCAUCGCCAGUAUUUGUCACACUAUUUGCCUACUUUAUACUCAAGGAGCCGCUCACUAUACUCCAGGUGCUGACCGGCACAAUCACCCUAUCGGGAGUAGUCAUCAUAGCUCGACCUAAAAUGCUAUUCAGCGGUCACCUCAUACCGGACGGGCAUAUCGAGGGCCUACUAUCGGCUAUUAUGGGCGCCUUUGGUAACGCCAUGGCUAUCAUAACCCUACGUAAACUCAAACAAACACCGGUAGCCGUAGUGGUAGUCUGGUAUUCAGUGGCCAUAAUCAUUGCCACUCUGAUCACCCUGGUAGCCUGGGACGCAUUUAAGUGGCCAGUGGGCUGGAGGGCCUGGAGCCUACUACUAACCAUAGGUAUUACAGGGGUGGGCGACCAGUUUUUCAUGACCGUAGCCCUAAGGUACGAGUCGGCCGGCCCGGCAUCCAUAGCCCGUACGCUGACUAUUGUGUUGGCAUUUGUGUGGGACGUACUGGUGCUCAACGGCAAGUUCAAUGGGACGGCCGCGUUAGGGGCAGCCCUA
Molecule: messenger RNA, 972 nt
Organism: Oppiella nova
Lineage: Eukaryota; Metazoa; Arthropoda; Arachnida; Sarcoptiformes; Oppiidae
Source: the annotation of a GenBank genome assembly